CGACCUAUUCCAUUAUACCACAAAAUUUUCUACAGCACGUUGGUGAUAUAUUUAUUGGUAACUGUGCAGCAUGUAUUAGUUUACCUAUAGCCACCAACCAUCAACAAAAUCGGGGAAAAGUCCAAUUUGCUAUCAUUUCUACAAGCCGCAUUUGUUUUAAGCAUAACUGGGUAUUUUCUAAGAGCUGAAAUACUUGAAUGUAAAAUAGAAACUGAAUGUAGAAAAAUAGAACCUUUCAGAGGCUGAUUGAACUUUCGACUUUAUAACUUUUCGGCAUGUUGGCCUGCCGCCUAUCAAAGCACACGAUAGACGCUCCCAUGACUUAAGGUACCAUUUACCAUUUUAACCAAAUACAGUAAAUUCAUACACGCAAGCACAAUAGCGGGAUAGUCUACUAGAAUUAGUCGCCCCUUCGUACGUGCUACCCUCUUUCUUUGCUAAGCGAACAGGAAUCAAGCUAACAUUUGCACUACCAACGCAUUAAACACGACAUAUUAGCAAGCAGAGUAGUAGCAUGCUACUUAGCACAACGUAAAAACAAAUUCCCGUAAAAAUUGCUGCGAAUUUUGGAAGCGUACGGUCGAAAAGUAACCCAUCAAAAGCUUACUCCAAAAACUUGGGUAACACAAACUACAUUUACCCUGCGUUUGAUACAUUGACCCAAGAAACCCGCAGCCCGGGUGCUGUAAAUACGGGGGGCUCACCCACGUCACGUAGAUGGCCUAGUUUCAAGAAAGCUCUUCCUUUCACUCGAUCUAUUAGUGGGGACCGUUUAGACCGAAGACAAAAGCGAGAAAAACGUGUUCAAACACAGUCUGCCAUAUUUCGUGGAUCAAACAUAGGCAGCACAGGCUAUUCUGGCGCGAGUGACACAAACUUCAGCAGACUUACUUCACUUCUUUCAUUCAAUCCUCAAAAUCAAUCAAAAUCCAACCCAACACAAAAAGCCACGCAGGGUAACCGCAACGUCAAUAGUUCUCAUAUUCGAAAUUCACCUUCAAGUGAUUUGACAAGAACUGAGUCAUAUAUGGCUGCCAGCGCCAACGACUCCCAAUAUCCCAGUCUGCUAGACGAAAGCGACGAGUUUAACAACAGUCAAGUAACUACUUCACGCGAGGCGCGUGAGCAAAGAAUGACUCAGCGUGCUCGGGAUGUUCUCAUGGAUGAUUUAUAUACUAUGUUUGUGCAGCGUGAAAGAUGCGGGGCCGACUUCAAGUUCAAAUGCGGCACUAAGAUUUUCAAGUGUCAUCGUUCAUUUCUGAUGGCCCGCAUGAGGAUUUACUACUCGGGUCUGGGCGACAAAAUUGGUAUCGUGACUCUGCCUAAACAUUUCCAACCAGAUGCUUUCGAAGCGGUGCUCAUGUAUAUCUACACGGCCAAGUUGCCAGUCGGCUUCACCCAGAUGGCUCUGGGAAUCCUUCCCAUUUCCAACUACUUCUCCUGCGACGACCUCAUCAACAGGUGCGAGCUGGAACUGGUAAACAAUCUGCAGCCAGAGAAUGCAGUCACCACCCUGGAUGUGGCCAGGAAAGAAUCCAGGGAACAUCUCCAAUACAAAGCUGCGAAAUUCAUCAAAAAAAAUAUCGACUCAGUCAGGAGAACGGAAAGCUACCGGGCCUUCCUGGAUGCAGAUGAGGGGAACUGUCGACUGCUACUCGACAUUGUCACUCAGACUCUGAAGCGACCGACAAGUGUCUGCAGCAACCCAGGGUCACCAUCGCCACCACCUUACGACCCGAGCGCACCCGCGUCCCGAUUCUCGCUAUCUGACAACGCCGAGUGCUUCAUUCCAAUCUGA
Messenger RNA from Symsagittifera roscoffensis, 1798 nucleotides. RefSeq lists its product as uncharacterized. Gene Ontology annotation, cellular component: nucleus; cytoplasm. Gene Ontology annotation, molecular function: ubiquitin protein ligase binding. Lineage: Eukaryota; Metazoa; Xenacoelomorpha; Acoela; Convolutidae. The coding region runs from base 1028 to 1798 and encodes 256 amino acids. Gene Ontology annotation, biological process: proteasome-mediated ubiquitin-dependent protein catabolic process; regulation of proteolysis. The transcript has 3 exons. The record is from RefSeq and is a predicted model, not a curated record.